AUGCCGCCGCGUCUCAACAACCGCUAAUUAAUACAGAAAUUACCAGGAGUCACUGAAGGCACCACACCGUGUCCGGCAAAGUUAGCUAGCAUUAGCAAUGCCGUUAGCCGCCGAUAGGACGUCUCAGCAUCAGCAUCAGCAUCACCGACUCUCAACGACAGAACACGCGUCGAUAUAUUUUCCAGUCUAAGGCAACAGGAAACCAUCUGUUUGACAGCAGUUAAUUUUUUGGGGGCAGAAAUGAGUCGCUGCUCUUUGGACAACAACAACUUUCCGUACGACAACAAUGUCCUGGUUCUGGACAUGGUGCUGGGUUCCCUCUGGGGACUGUCCCAGCCAAUAAACUGGGACAGUGUGGCCAAGCUUGUUCCAAGCUUCACUCCCAAGGAGUGCGCACUUCGAUUUGAGGAGUUGAAAACUUCUGGAGGUCUUCCUCAUGCGGACGACCAUUGUAAUGCAGGCACAAUAGGAGCGCCCUCAGAUGGCAUGUCCACCAUACUGGACACUGGUCAAGCAGCGGGGACAGGAAGUAAUCACAGUGCCUGUAAAGUUACAGGCCGCAAAUCAACACUCUCAGGAAGUGUUUGUGCACUGGAGAAGAAAGACAAAAGAGUCUUGACUGAGGAUGGUGACAAACCUCAAAAGCUAAGAGACCCCAACAUGGUUAUCCACGUGUGCGAUGAGACCAAGAACCUGAAGCAGGACUUCGCAUGUCCCAGAGAUCUUCUAAUCAAAGAGAUGCGCUACUUUGCAGAGUAUUUGUCUGUGGGCUCGCAGAGAUGGGAAGAAGUGGACAUCUCGGUUCACUGCGAUGUUCAGAUCUUCGACUGGCUCAUGAACUACGUCCGGAGGAACUCAUCCAAGGAUAAACCUCGGCUCGAGCCCAGCAAUGUGAUCUCAAUCCUCAUCUCCUCCGAGUUCUUGAAGAUGGACACGUUAGUGGACGAGUGUGUCCAGUACUGUCACAAACACAUGAGCGCCAUCGUGGCCACACCCUGCAACAUGAACUGCAUCAACAGCAACUUGGUGUCGCGGAUCGCCGAGCUCUUCAACCACAACGAGGCAGACGACGUCAGAGACAAAAAAGAUAAAUUCAAGAGCAAAUUGUUCCAAAAGAAGAUUGAGCUUCUCUUCGACCCAAACUACCAGAACCGAGAUUCUCCAAGAAAUGCCACAACUCUCUACAGGUGCGGUCUGUGCUUGAAGAUGCUGACUGAAGACACACAGAGGAAGAUUUCGUGUGUGGCAGGCAAAAUCAAUAUUGACUCUCAUGGAGAGAUUGUCUAUACACACUCAAGGGAGAAGAACUGGGAUGCCAAUGAAUAUGUUAGCAGUCUACACGAGGAGCUCAAAUCAUGGGCCCUGGUUUACUGGAGAAUCUGGGGAACCAUCAACUGUCUUACCUGUUCCCGUUGCCAACAGGAGUUUGUAUGUGCAGAGCUGACCCAUUGCCGGUACCACCCAGAAAGCGUCAUGUACCCCAGCUCAGGGGUGGGCAAAAGCUGGAAUGGGACGGGAAUCUACCCCUGCUGCAACCAGACGGUACUGCGCUUUGACCCAACUGGUAUGCCCAAGGGUUGUAGAAUGCGAGACCACAUCGUGAAUGUGCCGAACGAGGACGACUGUGAUGAGGCCACCUCGGCUCACACCAGAGUCCUCAAUGACCUCCUGCUGCACAGAGACGCCGUGUGUGUGUCUGACUCGCCACCUGCCGUUCGAGAUGAAGAGUGCCCAACCAAUGUGGAGAAGGACUGUGAUGUCCUCUUAGAACCAACACUGCUCAGACCUCCAAGAGGAGAAUUGAGCACUUUUUCUCUUUUGAAAAACUGGAGUCUGCAACUGAGGCGGCAGUCGCUCCUGUCAGAGGAUGAGGAGUACACCACUGGGUCGGAGGUCACCGAGGAUGAGGUGGGAGAUGAGGAGGAGUUGUCCAAGAUGCAAGCAGCUGCCAAGAAGGCCAAGAGGAACAACAGAGUUCUUAAAAAACAAAUUUCCUCGCCAAACCUCCAGCGAAAGGUCAAACCAGAUAAAUCACAGUCCGGAGACAAAACUCCUUUCAUAGUGAGUGUCCAGAAAAGUAAGUGGGACAGUACUCGUUCCAUGCGGUACAACCAGGAUGCUCAGAGAGAAGAAGACCAGCGUCGCAUGGCCGAGAUCAUCGACUACCUCACCAAGAUGCGCUUUGGAGACCAGGAACAAAACAGAUGCAAGGACACAAAGGAGCCAGUAGGAGGAAUCUACUCCAGACUAGAGGCACAAUUCAAGAGUUCAACUCAAAGCAGACACACCUUCGACAAGACACCAAGACCUAAAAUACGCUAUGCUCAGAUCCGGCCAAAUGUAGAGAAGUGACGGCUGAGGCUGUAUAUUAAUCUAAUAAUGUGCUCCAGGCAUUUCUACUUGCUCCGUGGCCAUUCAUCAACCCCCCACCCGCCUUUCACCCCGAGCAGCCGUCGAUCGAGCGGUCUCUUCUGCUAAACUGAGGUGACCGUGUAGGGAUCAGCAUGCGCUGCAGUUUGUUUGUGCAGCUGUGUUCAGUCCUUGAAAAACAAGGAGCUCCCUGGACCUGGGUCAGCUUAUGGGAAGCGCCGCUCUGACUGUUUGCACUUCUCAAGUGUUUCUGGAGGAUUUAUUUUGGGGCCACAGGCAAGUGGGAGCAGGGGAGGGGCUUCAAAAAGGACAACGUGAGAGUGUAUCAUAGUAGCUCACAUAGUGUAUGAUACUAAGAAAACAUGUUUCCGGUCUGACCUGUGCUCCAUGACAGCUACAGAGUAGCGAGCAUGAAGCAAGAAUGUGCACAUGUGUGAUUGGUGAGCUCUGUGACCCCCAUCUUCAUCACCAUCACUUAACUUUGCAGCCUUGCAGUUACCACAAUCCUUGUUUAAUGAACGGGGAGGGGUGAUAAAUAAAUAAAUAAAUGUGUUUUCACUCACUAUCAAGUUGACAAAUCUUGACAAUCGCUAUACUAGACUGCUUUAAACAGAAAUAAAACAUAGCAACAGAA
Molecule: messenger RNA, 3004 nt
Organism: Phyllopteryx taeniolatus (common seadragon)
Lineage: Eukaryota; Metazoa; Chordata; Actinopteri; Syngnathiformes; Syngnathidae
Gene: sanbr
Product: SANT and BTB domain regulator of CSR
Exons: 21
Coding region: 241-2352 (703 amino acids)
Source: RefSeq, a predicted model, not a curated record